AUGGCGGACAUGGAUGAAUUUGCGCAAACCCGUGGCUCAGAUGAUCUCUUCGACGACGAGAUCAUCCCUGUUUCUGCAGAGGAACAGCAAGUACAAGUGGACACACCACCGGUCCUUGCACCGCCUGAAACUUCACUCUCGUCUCAAGAAGUGAAUUCAGUUGAAAAGUCAGCUGAAUCUCGAAGUGAGAACACUCAGCGAGGUCGGGGAGACCGAGGACGCGGUCGUGGCCGAGGGCGCGGCCAGGCAGCAGAGCAAAGUCAUGAUCAGGCUCGGCCAAAAAGGAGUGGGCUGCAAGACUCAAGAUGGGCAGACAAGAAGCCGACUGAAAAGGCGCCUCGGCCCAAGGGGCCCAAACCCGCAAAAGAGCCUGCGACGGCUAAGCCACAAUCUCAGCCAGUGGCUGCCGAUAAACCAGAAGAAGAAUCCUCGACUAAGCAAAACGGCCGAAAUGAUGAGCAGAAUGAGAAGACAGAGGAAUCAACUGAUAACAAUGCCGAGGCCCCACGAGUCCCAGCUGUGCGCGGGGACCGCAGUGCUACCGGCGGACUACGGAAGGUCAGUCAAUACGCUCUCAAUCGAGACCUUGUAGCUUGCGAGGAAUCUAACACUUCAAUUCAGCCAAAACUCACCGAAGAGGAACUAUCAAAACGCAUCGCCGCAGCUAAGGAGAAUGCGGUCAAGAAAGCGGCCGCUCACGCCCGCGCCGAAGCCGAUCACGCUUCAUUUCUCGAGCGCGAACAGGUCGCGGCGGAGAAACGACGUCAAGAAGCAGCGAAUCGGCGUGUCAUGGACAGUGAACGUGAACAGAAUCGUCUACGCAAGCUGAAAGCUCAGACCGGUCGUGAAUGGGACUCGCAGAAGACCGAGGACGACUUCAAUCCGCGUGGUGGUGGUAGUCAGUUCCGCCGUGGUAUGCACGGUGGCGUUUCCGGGCACACCCGCCGAGACUUUGACGAACGGCCAUCUGAAGAUGCGCCCGAUGAUCUGUUCAGCCCUGGUCGCGGCCGUGGGCGCGGCGGUCGGGGUGGACGUGGCGGUCGCGGAGGGCGUGGCCGCGGUUCUAUGAAUGGUUCUCGAGGCGAUCGAGAGAAUACCAAAGAAGCCACCGAAAAUUCCCAGGCGAAUGUCGCGUCGCCCCCUGCCAACGAUGAAGCUGAUUUCCCUGCUCUUCCCGCGGGUCAGAAGCCCAAGUCGAGUGUCCCAGCGAAAGAAGGGACCCAGGAAGCUGCACAGAACACGUCGAUGGAGAAGCUUGAAGCUUCAAUGGCUCCGAUGACAGGGACCUGGGCCGAUCAGCUUGAUGACUAG
Messenger RNA from Penicillium diatomitis, 1311 nucleotides. RefSeq lists its product as uncharacterized. The record is from RefSeq and is a predicted model, not a curated record. NCBI's taxonomy places the organism in Eukaryota, Fungi, Ascomycota, Eurotiomycetes, Eurotiales, Aspergillaceae. The coding region runs from base 1 to 1311 and encodes 436 amino acids. The transcript has a single exon.